This is a messenger RNA of Adineta steineri, 2625 nucleotides long. NCBI's taxonomy places the organism in Eukaryota, Metazoa, Rotifera, Eurotatoria, Adinetida, Adinetidae. The record is from the annotation of a GenBank genome assembly.
AUGAUUGUGCGCAUUAUAUCAAAAAAAUUCGAUAUUUUAGCAAUAUUCAUUAUCAGUUUAUUGUUAUGUAUUAGAAUUACAUGUAUAGAUCCAAUUGAUGACAAUAAUCGAAAUGAUAAGAAUGAUCAAACUAUUAUCGAUGAGUAUUCUUCACAAUUAAAUGAUAAUAUAUCAUCAGAUACCAAUUCGGAAAGUACGUCCAUAAUCGAAAAUGAUGUAUUGACGAUAUCAGUAGAAGAUAAAUCAGACGCGUCCGAUGAAGUAUUUUCAUCAACAAAUUCCCUAUUUAUAGCAGAUAAUCAAGUGAAUGAUGAUCAACCAACAACCACAGCAACACCAUUAGUAACUAAGAAAAAUCUAUCGAAUAUUAAUUCAUUCGAAGAAUGGAAACAGCAACAACUUUAUGCUGAUUUAAUAAAAAAAGGCAAAGCUACCGAUCAAAAUAGUGUAGCAUCAGAGACAUCUUCACCAGGUUCAUCAAAAGGAGGAACUUCAACAUCAACAAAUGGUCAACCAGUAGUAUCAAAUGGAGGUUCGCCAAAGAAGGGAAAACUUCGAAAAAAUUUUGCAAGUGCAUCAUGUGGUGCAAAAAUACUUGCUCAUAAUGUUGAAGCACAAAAUGUGCCAUCGAUUUUAUCUUCAUCGCCAGAUGAAUAUAUGCUCAAUCCUUGUAAUGCAAAAAUUUGGUUUGUUAUUGAAUUAUGUGAAUCAAUUCGCAUAUUUAAUAUUGAAAUUGCCAAUUUUGAACUUUUUUCAUCAGUUCCAAAAUCAUUCCGAGUUUCAGCUUCGGACAGAUAUUCAACAAAAGAUUGGCAUCGUCAUCAUUUGGGUACAUUUAAUGCAUCAUUUAAUCGUACAAUACAAAGUUUUCAAACACUUGAAUCUACAACAUAUCUUAAAUAUGUUAAAUUUGAAUUAUUAGAUUUUCAUGGACAUGAACAUUAUUGUCCAUUAAGUGUUGUGCGUAUACAUGGAUCAAAUGUUGAAGAUGAAUUAAUAACAAUGGAAGAAAAUACGAAUUUAGUUGAUUCAAAUUCAUUUACAAAUAUACAAGAUGGAACACAAGAUGAUGAUGACGAUGAUGAUAAUGAUUUAUCUAAUGAACAACAAGUUGGUGGUAUUAUUGGUUCUGCUAUAAUUGAUUUAGCAAAAAGAGUUUUUCGUCGUCAAACGAUUCGUGGUACAAUAUCAACAACAUCAAUACCAAUAACAACAACAAAUGAAUUAAAAACUGAUUGUCAUCAAUCAGUUUUUAAUAAUUCUGCUACUAAUGAUAGUAUUAAAUUAUGGCGUCAAAGUGAUACAUUUAAACAAUGUAUAGCUGAAUUUCUUGAAGGUUUAUGGGUAAAUUUUACUACAUGUACUAUUUAUUUAUCCCACAUUUGUUUGAAAUCAAAUUAUUGUUGUCAAUGUCCAUCAACAAUUAUAAAUAAUAAAACUAAUCGAAUAAAAUCAACGUUAAAUAUAUAUAUUAAUCCAUGUGGAUAUUAUCAUAUUUUAACUAAUCAUCUUGUAUGUGAAAAAGAAAAAUUAAAUAAUGUUAAUAAGACAAUACCAACAAAUUUAAAUAGUGAAUCAACGGAGGAUUCUAGUGAAAAAAAUGUAACUAUUGAAAAAAAUGAUACUGUAACGAUUGUGAACGAAUCUACAAAUGUAUCUGCUAAUCAAUCUGAGUUGAAUCUUAGCAAUUUAUCAUCAAGUGUGAAUCAAAUUCCAACUAUAAUAGAUCGUACUGUCGAACAAACUUUCGCCAAUAAUAUAUCAGAUGAAACACCAGUGGUGGUCGAAUCAGAAAUUCCAGCGGAUAUAACAAAUGAAACUUCUUUUCAACCUUCAACUAUUGAAUCAACUAAUAUUGAUUUUGAGUCGGUCGAAUCAACAGUUGAUCCUAAUACUAUCGAUGAAAUUGCAGCAGCAACACCUUCUACAUUAACAAAUCAUGAAGCAAUGCCACCACUUAUAUCGAGUACAUGGCUUAAAGGCAUGUUAAUUAAUACAAAAUCUUUACCUGAAUUAUUUAAAGUAAUCGAAAAACUUAAUUUUAACUUAACAUUAAGUAAUCGAUAUUUACAAGAACUUAGUCAACAUUAUGUAAAAAAACUUGAUGAAACACAACAAACAACUGAUCUUCUAUUAAAAGCAUCAAAAAGUGCUAAUGAAAAAUUACAAAAUUUAGAAGAACAUUUCUAUAAAUUACAAGAAGAUUUCAAUGAUAUAUCCUAUCGUUUAAUAAAACUUGAAGCAUGGAUUCCAUUCAUAGUUUUUAUUAUGUUUUGUUUAAUUAUUUGGAGUAUUUGGUUAACAUGUCGUAUUAGUCGUUUACGAAAUAAAUUAAAUCGUAUUACAGAUGAAUAUAUCAAAAUAAAAACUGUUAAAGUAAUCGAUGAUGAAGAAGAAGAAGAAGACAAUAAUGAUGAUGAUAAUCCUCCAAUAAUUUGUAAUGGUUUAUCUAAGCGAAAAUUAUCAACUGAUUCAAGUGAUUCAAAUCCUACACGUUCUCAACGUGUACCUGAUGAUCCACCUUUAACAAAAAUAAAAGAAAAUGGUGUCGAAAAAAUUGAACAUAAAAAUAAAGGAAAGCCAUCAAAUCAAACUCGACACUUAUUAACAUUAAGUACAAUUUAA